Messenger RNA from Triticum aestivum (bread wheat), 1528 nucleotides. RefSeq lists its product as uncharacterized. The transcript has 3 exons. The record is from RefSeq and is a predicted model, not a curated record. NCBI's taxonomy places the organism in Eukaryota, Viridiplantae, Streptophyta, Magnoliopsida, Poales, Poaceae. Bases 158 to 1528 code for a protein of 456 amino acids.
CCUCCCUCUCCCCCGUCUAUAUUCGUUUCGGCAGCGGAUUGGAAUUUGGAUCGAGGAUUCGAGGCCGACCGCACGAAGGUGCCGCCGCCGCAUCUUCCACUCCUCCGCCGCCCCCUGGUCGCCGGCAAGAUCCAACGUGCUUCAUCUAGUCCUCGAUAUGAAGGACACUGGACUUCCUAAAAAAGGACCCAAGGCACCUGGUGAUAAUGGCAAAGGACCAUCUAGGCAGUCUGAUGGUAAUGACCAAGAAGCAAAGAUGACACUUGGACCAUCUGAUUGUUAUGAAAACCACGGGAAUGGUCAUGAUGGUGGACCAGACAACGAGCAGAAUGAUGAUGACAGCAGCCCCGGACCAAGUGUCGUUAGCAAAAUAACUGCUAGUUUCAUGUUAGGGUUGACCAUCGCCAAGAGAUGCGUGCAACCUUUGAUCAAUCAUCCUUUUGUUCCUCUUUUUGGACCUCGUUUGGGUGAGGUACCACAACUGGCCAGUGGGGGUGAAACUAGUUGCGUUGGUUUGGUCGACGAACAUCCUCCGAUUCCUUUACUUGGAGCUGGUUUGGGCGAGGUGCCAGAACUGAUCAGAGGGAGCGAAACUGGUUUGGUUGAGAAUUUGGUUGAGCGAUGUCGAGUUAAUUUGAUCAGCAAACCUGUCCCCCCAAAACCAGUUCGGGCGUCGGAUUUGGAAGGCCAGCCCCUCCUUGAAAUUUUCACUGUUCACACCAACUUAUGCAUGGUCAACACCAUUGGAAUAUAUGAUGAUCGGGGUGGUGUUCUUAUCUACAAGCACAAGACCGGAGAAAAGGAGAGAUUUAUUAAGAAAAGAAAUUGUUGGCUGUCAAAGCAUAUAGGAAGAGACCCGUAUGAUUUUAUAGUUAAACUUAUUCUCACUGACCCGAGCCGUGUCCUGUCUGCUCAUGCGGAGGGCUGGCUCAUUGAAGCGGAUGUGCCCCCUGAAUCCUCUUUGCAGCCUAGAACAUCUGCAACUAAGGAAACACCUGGGGGAGUAUUCAAAAUGUAUUUAGAUUUGGAUGAGGACUUCCUUGAUGAACCAAAGACUACUAUCAUUUUCCCCAGAGAGGGAUUUGUUCAUCUCACCUAUGUGGUUUUCAGUAAUGCAGUCCGGUCUUCAGUUAAAUUCAUACUCCAUGCUCGUCCCCAAGAAAAUCUCCAGUUUCUUUCUAACAGUAAAGUGCAGGGUGAGCUGACACUACAGGUAGAAAAUUUUCCCAUCGGAUGCACUAUUUUCAUAAAGCAAGUCGAGGAUGAUGCCGUGCAUUUCACACCAUGCGAGGGCUUGAGAGACAAUUGUCUAGCAUUCAAGCUCCCUUUAACUCGACGUGUUCUUGCCUUACCUGUUGGGUCUCUUGUGACUGUUAAGGGGACUUUGAUGGUAGGGAGUGAUAUGGAAAUGGUCGUAGACCAGUCUAUCUCGCUCAAAGGUAGUACUGCCAAGGCUGAAUGGUCGGUGGGUCAGUUUUUCGAAGCUACUAUAUGCAUCACGUCAAGUUCUUACUACCACUACUACUAG